Molecule: messenger RNA, 1361 nt
Organism: Symbiodinium necroappetens
Lineage: Eukaryota; Dinophyceae; Suessiales; Symbiodiniaceae
Source: the annotation of a GenBank genome assembly
AUGGUUAUCGCCAGGAUGAGCCAUUUCUUCCAAGCUCGAUCCAAGUCUGUGCUGCACUUCCUAGCUGUCCUCCUGAGCCUCAGGCAAGUUGGAGCCUCUCCCACCCAGAGCCAGGCUCAAGUGGCCAGACCGCGUACGGCUCCCAACUCAGCUGCGGCGGUGCCUCUGCCAAUUCACCUGGGCGCCUCUGCCGGAAGCCCUGGUGUCUAUGUGCCUGUGCAGCUCGUGGGCGGCCUCCAGGGCACCCCGAGUUCUGCGGCCGGAAAUCUGUGGACAUGGGUCGUGGCAGCUACAGGAGCUGCUUGGCAUGGAGCGAGACAGAGCCACGAGCCGCGGCAACCGCGGCCGGUUAGGCGCAGCCAGAACGUGGUGCCGAAUUUGAAUGUCGGCACACACGCCGCUGAAGAGGAGGGCUGGCAGACAGCCAGUGAGGAUGAGGAGGAGACUUGGCAGGCGCCAGAUCCUCAAACCCACGUCCAGUCCAACCUCUUCCAGCCUAGCUUCUCCAACAUGUUCCCUGACGGCAUCCCGGAAAUGAUGCAAUUGCAGCAGGCCCCGCAUAUGCCACAGAUGCUGCAUAUGCCACAGGGGCCGCACAUGCCGCAGAUGAUGCCAAUGGUCAUGGUUCCAGUGCCACUGCGCGCUAACGCCAAUGUGGAGCCUCUCGCCGUGCCUGAGAGUGAGGCCCGAGAGCCUCGAGGACGGGGAGUUGGAACCGCGUCAGGGUCAGGGCCGUCAGCGCCUGGGCCCGUCUCUCCGGGACGUUUGGAUCGUCACGUCUCCUCUACACUGUCAGAUGCAUCCGAUUGGGCCUCCGCCGAACAAGCCUCCUUAGCAUCUUCCUCAAGCUCAGUUCAGCGGCGCUGGACGAAUCGGGACUGCGACUGGGCACUGCGCCAGCUGACUUCGACUGCGAGCGGUCCGAGCCGUGAGCUUUUGCUGCAGAUCCUCCAGGAUGCAUGGAUAUUGGCGGGCAGCAAGAGCGGCACACGCGUUGUCCAGGCAGCAAUGGAUGUGGCAGAGGCUCCUGACAAACAGCUCCUAACCAAUGUCUUCAAAGGCCGAGUCUGGUACGCCUUGAAGUCGCCACAUGCCAACCAUGUUUUGCAGAAGAUCAUUGCUCUAAUGCCGCCGGAGAAGAUGCAGUUUGUCUUUGAAGAACUGGCUGGACGCGUGGAUGAGGCUGCCAGGCACCCUUUCGGAUGUCGUGUCCUGGAAAGACUCCUCGAGCAUUGUGGCACUUCGCAAAGCGACGUCUUGCUCGACGAGCUGUUGCACGACGUGCCUGACCUGAGCAGGCAUCCAUUCGGCAACUACGUGAUUCAGCACGCCUUUGAACAUGGCUCCUCCUCGGUGCGCAG